AUGAAGGCCGCAUUUUUCACAUUAGCAGUUGCAUUCUUUAGCGCCGCCGCUGCCCAACAAAAGUUCAGAUGUCGCUGCGCAGACGCGGGUGGCAACAACAUUGCCGGCGUCGGCAGCCUCUGCACAUCAAAGGGCGGAAAGCUCGAGCCGAGUCGCGACGAUCUUUGCAUUCAAGUUCCCUCAAGAUUCACCAACGAGGAAUGUGCAAAGGUGCAACAGGGAGCCACCGGUGACUGCAUCGUCGACGAUGUCGGAGGGGGAAGCACCGUUGUUACGACUGUUGCUGCGGCAUCAGCUACUCCCAAGCCCAAGCUCGUUCGGGGGGCACCAUGGGAGGCCUAG
Molecule: messenger RNA, 342 nt
Organism: Colletotrichum karsti
Lineage: Eukaryota; Fungi; Ascomycota; Sordariomycetes; Glomerellales; Glomerellaceae
Exons: 2
Coding region: 1-342 (113 amino acids)
Source: RefSeq, a predicted model, not a curated record